GAGAGACGCAGGAGAAUAAUUAUCAAAAAAUGGGGACAAAAACCCAUAAUUCUAGAGGGAAAAUAUUCAUGAUCUAUCUAAUACUAAUCUCAUUGUCACUUUUUGGUUUGAUCUUACCUUUUAAACCUCUUUUACGGAUCACUUCAUCAUCUUCAACGUUACAGAUUAAUCUACCAUCGCCUCAAGUCAAUAAAAACCCGAAAUGGCUCCGACUCAUCCGUGAUUAUCUACCCGAGAAGAAGAUCCGAGUUGGCUUCCUCAACAUCGACGAGAAAGAGCGCGAGAGCUACGAGGCUCGUGGACCGUUAAUACUAAAGAACGUGUACGUUUCACUUGAUCCUAUACCAGAGAAUGUCACUUGGAAGAGUCUUUACCCCGAGUGGAUCGAUGAGAAAGUUUCUAACUGUCCCGAUAUCCCUCUCCCUCAGCCACAAGGUUCUGAUGCUGACGUGGACGUCAUCGUUGCUAGAGUUCCUUGCGAUGGGUGGUCGGAGAGUAAAGGGCUGAGAGAUGUGUUUAGGCUUCAGGUUAACUUGGCCGUUGCGAAUCUAGCCGUCCAGAGUGGUAUGAGAAGGGUUGAUUCGACGGUGUACGUUGUGUUCAUCGGCUCAUGUGGACCUAUGCAUGAGAUCUUCAGGUGCGAUGAGCGAGUUAGGCGUGUUGAGAAUUAUUGGGUGUAUAAGCCUUAUAUCCCGAGUUUGAAGCAGAAGCUUCUCAUGCCUGUUGGUUCAUGUCGCGUUGCUCCUCCGUUUGCCCAACUUGGCCAAGAAGCAUGGAGACCAAAAGCCGAAGGCAAUCUUAAGUCCAAGGCAGCCAUAGCCUUACCUCGUCGCUUACGAGUCGCCUAUGUGACAGUACUACACUCUUCAGAAUCCUAUGUUUGUGGGGCAAUAGCCUUAGCGCAAAGCAUAAGACAAUCAGGAUCUCAUAAGGACAUGAUUCUCCUCCAUGAUCAAACCAUAACCAACAGGUCUCUUAUCGGUCUCAGUGCUGCGGGAUGGAAUCUCCGGUUGAUAGACAGAAUCUGCAGUCCGUUUUCGAAAAAGGACUCUUAUAAUGAGUGGAACUAUAGCAAAUUACGUGUGUGGCAAGUAACUGACUACGAUAAACUUGUGUUCAUCGACGCAGAUUUCAUCAUCCUCAAGAAACUUGAUUAUCUCUUCUACUAUCCACAAAUCUCAGCUUCAGGCAAUGACAAAGUGCUAUUCAACUCCGGAAUCAUGGUUCUCGAGCCAUCGGCAUGUAUGUUUAAAGAAUUAAUGGAGAAAUCGUUCAAGAUCGAGUCAUACAACGGGGGAGACCAAGGAUUCCUCAAUGAGAUAUUUGUAUGGUGGCACAGGUUAUCGAAACGCGUGAAUACAAUGAAGUACUUCGACGAAAAAAAUCAGCGACCACAUGCACAUGAUCUUCCGGAGAAUCUAGAAGGUGUGCACUACUUGGGAUUGAAGCCAUGGGUAUGUUAUAGAGACUAUGACUGCAAUUGGGACAUGAGCGCACGACGCGUGUUUGCAAGCGAUUCGGUGCACAAGAAAUGGUGGAAAGUAUAUGACAAGAUGUCAGAGCAGUUGAAGGGUUAUUGUAGUUUGAAUAAGAAUAUGGAGAAGAGGAUUGAGAAGUGGAGAGAAAUUGCUAAGAACAAUAGUUUACCUGAUAGGCAUUGGGAGAUUGAAGUGAGAGAUCCUAGGAAGACGAACCUUCUUGUUCAGUGAGAGGUUUUUAGUUUUUGGAUUUUUUUGAGUCUGAACUCUUAAGGACACUUGGGAACAGAUAAAUGAAGAACCUUCUAAAUUCAAGAAAGCUAAUUUGCUUUAGUAUUUUUUUUUUUUUUUUUAAUUUUUGGC
Camelina sativa (false flax) is the source of this 1841-nucleotide messenger RNA. NCBI's taxonomy places the organism in Eukaryota, Viridiplantae, Streptophyta, Magnoliopsida, Brassicales, Brassicaceae. The record is from RefSeq and is a predicted model, not a curated record.